Messenger RNA from Thalassophryne amazonica, 1188 nucleotides. RefSeq names its product trichohyalin-like. The transcript has 2 exons. Lineage: Eukaryota; Metazoa; Chordata; Actinopteri; Batrachoidiformes; Batrachoididae. The coding region runs from base 1 to 1188 and encodes 395 amino acids. The record is from RefSeq and is a predicted model, not a curated record.
AUGGAGGCUUCAUUCCAACAACAGCUGAAAGAAAACAAUGCCAGAUUCCAGAAAGUUCUGGAAGAAAAGAUGCCAGAUGCAAGCAAGAGCAGGAAAUCAUGGAAGCUCGGUUCCCUCAACAGCUAUGAAAUUAAAGGACGCCAUUUUCCAGAACAAGAUGGAAGAAAAGGAUGCCAGCCUGAGGAUGGAGCAGGAAAUCAAGGCUUGGUACCGACGACAGAUAAACAAAAGGAUGCCAGCUUCUGCAAAGUUCUGGAAGACAAGGAUGCCAGCUUUGUGAAAGAGCGGGAAAACAAGGAGGCUUGGUUCAGGCAAAAGCUGAAAGAAAAGGAUUCUAGCUUCCAGCAAGUUCUGGAAGACAAGGAUGGCAGCUACAGGAAAGAGCGGGAAACCAUGGAAGCUUGGUAUCAACAACAGCUGGAAGAAAAAGAUGCCAGCUUCCAGAAAAAGUUGGAGGAAAAGGAUGCCAUCUUCCAGAAAGAGCAGGAAGACAAGGAUGGCAGCUACAGGAAAGAGUGGGAAACCAUGGAAGCUUGGUAUCAACAACAGCUGGAAGAAAAAGAUGCCAGCUUCCAGAAAAAGUUGGAGGAAAAGGAUGCCAUCUUCCAGAAAGAGCAGGAAGACAAGGAUGGCAGCUACAGGAAAGAGCGGGAAACCAUGGAAGCUUGGUAUCAACAACAGCUGGAAGAAAAAGAUGCCAGCUUCCAGAAAAAGUUGGAGGAAAAGGAUGCCAUCUUCCAGAAAGAGCAGGAAGACAAGGAUGGCAGCUACAGGAGAGAGUGGGAAACCAUGGAAGCUUGGUAUCAACAACAGCUGGAAGAAAAAGAUGCCAUCUUCCAGAAAAAGUUGGAGGAAAAGGAUGCCAUCUUCCAGAAAGAGCAGGAAGACAAGGAUGGCAGCUACAGGAAAGAGCAGGAAACCAUGGAAGCUUGGUAUCAACAACAGCUGGAAGGAAAAGAUGCCAGCUUCCAGAAAAAGUUGGAGGAAAGGGUUGCCAUCUUCCAGAAGAGCCUGAAGAGAAGGAAGCUUGGCUCAGGCAGUGCUUGGAAGAAAAGGAUGCCAGCUUCCAAAAAGUUCUGGAAGACAAGGACGCCAGCUACAAGUCAAAGCAGGAAACCACAGAAGCUGGUUCCAACAACAGUUGGAAGACAAAGAAGCCUGCUUCCAGAAAAAGCUGCAGGAAAAUGA